Messenger RNA from Bipolaris maydis ATCC 48331, 1419 nucleotides. RefSeq lists its product as uncharacterized. NCBI's taxonomy places the organism in Eukaryota, Fungi, Ascomycota, Dothideomycetes, Pleosporales, Pleosporaceae. The record is from RefSeq and is a predicted model, not a curated record.
AUACUAUCCAUCGCGCCCUGUACAAUCGCCAUGACUACCAGCUCCCGUCUCUCCUACAUUCCGUGAUGGCCUACACGAGUUAGGUCAUACCUGGGUAAUCCCCAUAUCUUUUUUUUCUAACGAUCCUUGUCUUCCUAUACCACAGCCCCUUCACACUCAUAAUCAACCAUCACCGUACUCGCUCUGCUGUAGUUGUGGGCGCGCGAUCCGCGAUGCGCACCUCACAAUGAGCCUGCUUCACGCUCACUUUCACCCGGUGGCAGCCUAGGCAGCCCGCGUUAAAAAAAAACCUUACACUCUACUGCAAGUAUACACCUCUACUAUGGAACCACACGAGCCGAACGUUUCCACCUCCGCCUCCGCCUCCACCAACAUGGCCGACGACCCAGAUGUCGAGACACCGCAGCAACAAGAUGGCCGGCAUCACCAGACGAGAGAUGCACGGGGACGACCGCUCAACUUGGUCCCUUCGAGGCUUGACGUCGGCUACAAAUGGAUUGAGUACAUCCCCGAGUUUGACGAGAUUUCCCAAGACGCCGAGGACACGAUCUACUGGACCGAGAAGGGACUAUGGAAAGAGAGCCUACGGGAGUGGAAGAAGAAGGGGAAGCAUGGCGAUCCGCCCCAGCAGCGUGCCCUCUCCGCCGCGAAUCCCAUGGCCUACCACAAUGCACGAAUCCUAAACAGCUUCCCCAGCAUUUUCAACGCUAUCGAACAAUGGCAAGCCUCGCACCCCGACGAGCCUCGCAUUAUUGCCAAGAUGGCUUGUCGAGGCUCGGCCAAGAUGGACUACAUCCUCAAGACGAUCAAGGAGAUAGCCAGCCAAGAGACUACCAUUCCCCACCCCGAUCCACAGCGCGCAGCCAAGGGCGAAACGUUUGCAUACCAGAGAAAGUAUGUUGUCACCAGCAGCCUGCAGGUCUGCCGCGCGCUUCUCUGGUGCAGGAUCGUCCAGGAAAUGGGCGAGGCGUGCGUCGCCCACAUCAUGAACCGCUCGGAGCGGAACGACACCAUGGACGGAUGGAGGGACAUAUACGAUCCAGUCAGCUACGAGCGCAAGGAUAAGGUGUGGAUCAUGGUGGCAGGGUUGAGUGUGAUCUGCCCGCCCACCACACUGACGGAAGGGAACAUCCUCCACGGGUUGGAGCCACCUAGUCUGGAGAAUAUGGCCCGCCAAGCAGCCAAGUGUCAGUACCACGGCGGCCAGACGCAAGACGUGGUCAAAGUCCGCUGGCUGGUCCACAAGCAGUCCAUUAUCGAAACCAAUAUGGUAAACGAGCGGUCGACUUGAGUAAAGGUCUUGUCUACGCGUAGGCCGAGAUGGUAUGGAAGUAGGGUGUGCUUACGUGGGAUUGUGUCUACACGUGGGAGCUUGGGAGGUACAAGAUAGCUAGGAUCCUAAUCACAUGGAAUGUCAAC